AUGGGUAAUAGCUGUAUGAGUUGUGGGGGUUGCUUCACUGGGGCAGGAUGUGUAAGUAGCAAGUCGAUAAUAAAAAACCAUGCCGAUGACAAAGCUCGAUUCAUCGCCCUAUUAGAAUCAGCGGCUGCACUCACUACACACCACGACAAUCACAUUAUACCCACCAUUUUGUCUGAAUUAUCAAAAAAUGUUUUUCCCUCGCAAACAGUUCUAAUUCAAGCCGUUGACGAACUUUCUCUAAUGGAUUUCCUGGAUUUAGCACGGUUGCUCUAUGACUACGGAAUUGUAGGAAAUCAUAUUGCUUGGGCCGGCGAAUAUUGUCACGGAGACGUUAAUCACCUACACAAAAUUUUGGGGAGUGACGAUGAGAAGGAAGGAAAAUUGCUUCUUUGUCGACAUUGUAAUGAUCAAGCUGAAAUGUUUGAACUGUUUAACCAGCUACCUUCAGGAUCGGUCGGAAGAACUAGUCUAGGUGACUAA
Mycotypha africana is the source of this 480-nucleotide messenger RNA. RefSeq lists its product as uncharacterized. NCBI's taxonomy places the organism in Eukaryota, Fungi, Mucoromycota, Mucoromycetes, Mucorales, Mycotyphaceae. Bases 1 to 480 code for a protein of 159 amino acids. The record is from RefSeq and is a predicted model, not a curated record. The transcript has a single exon.